AUGUCGCGACACAGGAUAAUCGCGCCCGCCGAAAUCGAGCGCCAGAUUGCGCAAGGCGAGCCAAUCGUAAUUCACGAGGGCUAUGUCCUGCAUCUCGGAGAAUGGAUCGAUAGGCACCCGGGUGGUCGUCUCGCUAUCCUGCACAUGGUUGGAAGAGAUGCGACGGACGAGAUCAAUAUCUACCACACCAAUAAGGCCCUGCUUAUGAUGACAAAGCAUCGCAUCGGUCGUGUCCAAUUACCCUGGGCUAACCUUGAGCCUCCAAUCCGCUCUCCGGACUACUACAUAAAUCUCAAGGAGAGAAAGCGAUUGGCCGCGGCGCCAGAGUCCGAAAAGUCACGUCGCGGGAGGAGCGUCGACCUGGGAUCCGUUGGUCUACCCCACACUCCGUCGCAGGCUGCAGCCAUCAUCAGCAAGAAGUUGAUCGGAAAGUCGGAUACUUGUGUGUACCGCUCCAGCAGCCGACCAGCAAGCGACCCCGAGAAGCUCCCUCUUAUCGCAAGCGAAGACGAGGCUGAGACGCCCGUCAUCACCGCUGCAGAGGAGAAGAAGAGACACAGGGAGCAGUAUGCCAUCGAGCAAGAAGAGAGGGAGAUAGAGGAGGGCCUCCGGGAUAACCCUUCGCUCGACGUCGAGACGCAAAAGGUUAUUGUUCAAAACUACCGUUUACUCCACCAGCAGUUCAAGGACGAAGGCCUGUACCAAUGUCGCUACUCCGAGUAUGCCAAAGAGUCGAUCCGAUACGGCCUUCUCUUUGCUGCCUUUGGUGGUUUCCUCUACAUCAAGUGGUAUAUGACAUCUGCCAUCUUCCUUGGUCUUUUCUGGCAACAGAUCAUGUUCACAGCACAUGAUGCCGGCCAUCGUGGAAUUACCGGCAACUUUGUCGCCGACACCCUCAUCGGCGCUUUCAUCGCAGACUUUUGCUGCGGUCUCAGCAUCGGCUGGUGGAAGUCCAGCCACAACGUCCACCACCUUGUCACCAACAUGCCCGAGCAUGACCCGGACAUCCAGAACAUCCCCUUGUUCUCCACUUCUCCUACCUACAUCAAGUCCGUUCUAUCGUCCUUCUACAACUUCCAGUUUGUAUGGGAUGCCGCAUGCGAUGUCAUGGUCCCCUACCAAAAGUACCUGUACUACCCUAUCAUGGCUUUUGCUAGGUUCAACUUGUACUUCCUAGGCUGGUUGCAUCUCGUCUCACCACGAGCAGCACAGCUAGGCGCAGCGUGGUGGACACGACACGUCGAGAUUGUCUUCAUGUGCUGCUACUGGUAUCUCUUCGGUUACCUUCUCGUCUGGAUCACACUGCCUACCUGGCCAAUCCGUGUCGGAUUCGUCAUCGUCUCGCACAUGGUCACCAUGGUCUUGCACGUACAAAUCACCCUCUCUCACUGGGGCAUGCCCACCUCGGAUCUCGGACCCAAUGAGUCUUUCCCCCAACGUCAAAUGCGCACCACCAUGGAUGUCGAUUGCCCACCCUGGUUAGAUUGGUUCCAUGGCGGUCUCCAAUUCCAAGCCGUCCACCACCUCUUCCCCCGCGUACCGCGCCACAACCUCCGCCGAGGCCAAGAGCUAGUCCGCGAGUUUUCUUCCAAGACCGGUGUCAAGUACAACUGCUAUGGCUUCGUCGAGGGCAACAAGGUCGUCAUCAGCCGCUUAGAGCAGAUCUCGCAGAUGGUCAAGAUCAUGGUCGAAUGCCAGAACCACAUGGCUGAGACUGGCGAGAGCGGAUUGCAUUAG
Molecule: messenger RNA, 1737 nt
Organism: Alternaria atra
Lineage: Eukaryota; Fungi; Ascomycota; Dothideomycetes; Pleosporales; Pleosporaceae
Exons: 3
Coding region: 1-1737 (578 amino acids)
Biological process (GO): lipid metabolic process
Cellular component (GO): membrane
Molecular function (GO): oxidoreductase activity, acting on paired donors, with oxidation of a pair of donors resulting in the reduction of molecular oxygen to two molecules of water
Source: RefSeq, a predicted model, not a curated record